Musa acuminata subsp. malaccensis (wild Malaysian banana) is the source of this 3364-nucleotide messenger RNA. RefSeq names its product serine/threonine-protein kinase/endoribonuclease IRE1. Gene Ontology annotation, molecular function: protein serine/threonine kinase activity; RNA endonuclease activity; ATP binding. Gene Ontology annotation, biological process: intrinsic apoptotic signaling pathway in response to endoplasmic reticulum stress; mRNA processing; protein phosphorylation. Lineage: Eukaryota; Viridiplantae; Streptophyta; Magnoliopsida; Zingiberales; Musaceae. Gene Ontology annotation, cellular component: IRE1-TRAF2-ASK1 complex. The record is from RefSeq and is a predicted model, not a curated record.
GGGGAUGGGCGUCUCAUUUUGUCUUCUUUUCCUACGCAUUGAGCCGAUAGGGAAGAGGCGGCGGAGGAAGAGGAAAGGGGAGCGAGAAGGGCAACUCCUUGUUUCCUUGCCCCCAUUCCACCGCUUUGACCGAGUGGGAUUCGCCUUAUCUUGAUCCAUCCCCGACCAAUUUAGUCGCUCCCCUAAACCAUCCCCCACUUCCCCUCCUUUCCCUCCAUUCGAUGCUCCCAUCCGCGCGCUCCGUCGCUUUCUUCGCCGUGCUCCUGCUAGGGUUGCUCGUCUCCGACGUGUUGACGCCCGUGGUGCUUGAUCCGUCGGCGGAGAGCGAAUCUUGGGGGACCGCAGCUGCCGCCGCUGCUUCUGCUUCCCCUCUUCCUUCUCCUCCUACUCCUUUGCUUUCUCUUCCUGCUCCGCCUACUAGCGAGAUCUUCGUGGAAGAAAAAUGGACCGACCGGCCAUUGUCGGGGGAUUUGGUACCGGUCGAGGAGUCUCCUCCUUUUGUCCCGGAUCCCAAAUCGGCGUUGCUAUUGAAUUCGGCUGAAAGUAAGGAGGGCGGAUUCUUCCUCGCUUUGCCAAAUGGUACCAUCUAUUUCAUGAAUAAAUCUACAAAACCUCAGUGGAAGCUUUUGAUAGGUCAGCCACUAUCAUAUUCAUGGAGAUCUCCUUCAAAUGAUGAUCCUGAUUAUAUUGUGUUUUCUGAUAGCAAUGGGGAACUUUAUGAAUAUAGCAAGGAUGUUGGCAUAAGGAAACAUAACCGGACAGUGGAGGAAUAUGUCCAGAGAGCACCUGUGGUUGAAGGAUCAGUUAUCACCACUGGGACAAAGACAUCAACUUUUUAUGUUGUCGAUGCUGAUAGUGGGGAGUUAAUUUAUCAUGAUAAUGAGCCUUUUAGUUUGCCAACUGUUGGGGUUCCCAUGUCUAAAGAACAGUCAGUUGCAUCCAAGCUAGAGUCUGGCAAUGCUACUUAUAUUACCAUUAUAAGAACAGAUUAUUUUCUGAAUAGUUAUGAUAUAAAUAAUCAUUUAUGGAGUGUGAUGAUCUCUCGUAUCAGUGCUCAUAAUGUUGGCCCCGGACUGACAAAUACCAUGUAUGAUGAAAUGGAAAUAUCAUCCGUGUCCGGAAGAAAUAUUCCUGUCUACUUUCCUGGAGAGACUGAUCAACUACCUAAACACAAGGCUAUGCUCCCUCCCUCAUUUUCUGAACCAAAUACUGGGAUGUGGUCUGGACAAGACUAUGAGCAAUCUUAUGAAUGCGAAUCAGCCGGUAACUGUUCCUUAGGAAUUGUCACAACUUCCAAUAUGGACCAUGACCAGAUAGUGGAGAGACUAAACGAUGAACAUAUUUCUUUAGGUGGAUCACGAGGCUUGCCUACUUCCCCAAAUGGAUGUCCACUGGGAAAUUGCAUUUCUGCUAGGCCAAAAUUUCCUACGGCAUAUUCUAGUUUUGUAAACUCAAGACAGAGACCUAGAGGUCCCAUCAACUUGCUUUAUCACGAACAAGAGAGUUCUAAUACAUCACAGAACUCAUUGGAUGAUUCAAAUAAUUAUUCAAUCGACGGACAUUCUCAUGUUCAGCAAGGCCGUGGCUUGUCAAUGCAAUCUAUUUAUGGUCAUAGUUGGCUAUUUAUUCUCUCUGUGCCUAUAUUUGCGUUUUGCUAUUUUGGGUUGAGAAAGCUGUUCAAGCAUGAUAAAAAAUAUAAUGAUAUGAAGGAAAAGCAAUCUGUCAUUCCUAAGAAGAGGAAAUCUCGGAAGUCUGGAAACUUGAAAAAUGCUACCAUCAGUGUUAGUCAUGACAGACAUACUUUAUCCAUGAAAGAGAAUGCUGAAACCAAUGGGCAUAAUCAAAUUCAGGUCAAUGGAAGUUAUUCAUUCAUACCUGAUGGUGAUAGUGAUGGGCGUUGGGUUGGAAGACUAUUUGUUACAAAUAUUAAAAUUGGUCACGGGAGCAAUGGUACAGUCGUCUUUGAAGGAUUUUAUGGUGGUCGUCCAGUUGCUGUAAAACGGCUUCUUCGUGCACAUCAUGAUGUUGCCUUUAAAGAGAUUCAGAAUCUUAUUGCAUCUGAUCGACACCCAAAUAUUGUUCGGUGGUAUGGAGUAGAACAAGAUUUGGAUUUUGUGUAUAUCUCACUGGAGCGUUGUAUUUGCAGCCUAAGUGACCUAAUAUGCAUAUGCUCAGAUUCUUCUUCACAUUCAGUAUCUGUGGAAAAUCAAACUUCAAACUCUGUGAUUGAAGACAAAGUUCAAUUAGGCUUGGCAAAAGGUAUCAGAAAGGAUGUUAAUUUGUGGAGAUUAAAUGGGCUUCCUUCAAGGCAACUCUUAAAGAUAAUGAGAGAUGUAGUUUCUGGCCUUGCACAUCUACAUGAACUUGGAAUCAUACACCGGGAUCUAAAGCCUCAAAAUGUGCUAAUAAGCAAUGACAGAUAUCUUAAUGCCAAACUUUCUGAUAUGGGUAUAAGCAAACGCCUACUUGAAGACAUGUCUUCAUUGAGCCGUAAUGCUACUGGAUAUGGUAGCUCUGGUUGGCAAGCACCUGAACAACUUCUUCAUGGGCGUCAAACACGAGCUGUGGAUUUGUUCAGUUUGGGUUGCAUACUAUUCUUUUGUAUUACCAAGGGAAAACAUCCAUUUGGCAAUCAUUUUGAAAGGGAUGCAAACAUUAUUAACAAUCGCAUGGACCUCUUCUUGGUGGAUCAUAUACCAGAAGCUGAACAUUUACUUUGUCAACUGUUACAGCCUGACCCAAAGAUGAGGCUGAAUGCGGUAGAAGUAUUGUGUCACCCUCUUUUUUGGAGUUCUGAGGCACGACUUUCAUUUUUACGAGAUGUAAGCGAUCGAGUUGAAUUAGAAGACAGAGAAAAUGAAUCGGAGCUGCUAAAAUCAUUAGAAAAUACUGCGCCAAAUGCAUUUGGUGGGAAAUGGGAUGAUAAGUUAGAUGUUGCAUUCAUUACAGACAUGGGUCGGUACAGAAAAUAUCGUUUUGAUUCCAUACGUGACCUUCUACGAGUAAUAAGAAAUAAGUUUAAUCAUUACCGGGAACUUCCAAAAGAACUCCAGGAAACUCUUGGACCUGUUCCUCAAGGAUUUGAUAUGUACUUUGCAAGUCGAUUCCCAAAGCUCCUAAUUGAAGUCUACAAAGUGGUUUACCGAUUCUGUAAGGAAGAGGAUUCCCUUAGCAAGUAUUUCCAAUGCAGCCUUUUGUAGAUUCAAAAUGCUUGUUUUGUACUUCUUGGAUGCAAUAACUAAACCCUGGUAUAUUAUCCUAAAAAGGUUGUAUCUAUUAUGUUUAUAAUCCAAAUCCUGCUUAAUUCAUUGCAAAUUGUGAUUCACAUUUGGAAUUGAGAGGUUCAGAAACCUCUGUUCAGUGA